Messenger RNA from Theobroma cacao (cacao), 1720 nucleotides. RefSeq names its product tRNAisopentenyltransferase 2 (gene IPT2). Gene Ontology annotation, cellular component: mitochondrion. NCBI's taxonomy places the organism in Eukaryota, Viridiplantae, Streptophyta, Magnoliopsida, Malvales, Malvaceae. Gene Ontology annotation, molecular function: tRNA dimethylallyltransferase activity. The record is from RefSeq and is a predicted model, not a curated record. Gene Ontology annotation, biological process: tRNA modification.
CAAAGAUUCAGGGACAGAGUCACGACGCAGACGCCCAGGAGAGAGAUGGAAGAAAGCAGUAAGGCGCCUGCAAGAUCCCUUAACCCUAACGGUGGAGGAGAACCCAAGAAGGAAGAAGAGAAGCCUAAGGUGGUCGUAAUAAUGGGUCCAACUGGGUCAGGAAAAUCACGUUUAGCCAUUGAUUUGGCAACUCAUUUUCCUAUAGAAAUCAUCAAUGCUGAUUCCAUGCAAGUCUAUCAAGGCCUUGAUGUCCUCACCAACAAAGUUCCUCUCCAUGAACAAAAAGGAGUACCACAUCAUCUGUUGGGUACUGGGAGCUCAAAUAUGGAAUUCAAUGCUAAGAGUUUCAGAGAUUCUGCAAUUCCUAUCAUUAGUGAUAUAUUAUCUCGCAACUGUUUGCCAGUCAUCGUUGGAGGCACCAAUUACUAUAUUCAGGCACUUGUGAGUUCAUUCCUUUUUGAUGAUUCAGCAGAAGAUACGGAUGAAAUCGACUCAAGCAGCCUUCCUGGAAAUGAGGAGAUCAAUCAUAUGCCUGACUUCCAGACAGAUAGUUGCAACUAUAGCUAUGAUCUUCUUAAACAACUUGAUCCAGUUGCAGCAAACAGAAUCCAUCCAAAUAAUCAGCGUAAGAUUAAUCUAUACCUUAGUUUGUAUGCUCGUUCUGGAGUUCUUCCCAGCCAACUUUACCAGGGAAAGGCUGCAGAGAAAUGGGGUCGAGUUGAUACUUCUAGAUAUAAUUGCUGUUUUAUAUGUGUUGAUGCCGCCAUGCCUGUCCUGGAUCGAUAUGUGGAACACAGGGUAGACUGCAUGAUAGAUGCUGGGUUGCUUGAUGAAGUUUAUGACAUUUACAAUCCCAAUGCAGAUUAUACUCUAGGUCUCCGACAGGCCAUUGGUGUUCGAGAAUUUGGGAAUUUUCUUAGAGUUUACCUUUCUGAUGGCAGGGAUGAUGAGACAAGUGAUUCUUCUGAUGGGACACCCUUAAAGCUGUCAACAAGGAUGGAUGAUAAGUUGUUGAAAGAGAAUAUAAGGGCAAUACUGAAGUCCUCUAGUGAAAACCCACAAAAAAUUCUGCUAGAAGAAGCCAUUGACAAAGUAAAAGCAAACACCCGAAGACUUGUUCGGCGUCAAAAAAGGAGGCUCAAUCAACUUCACAAAUUGUUUGGAUGGAAUAUAAAUUAUGUUGAUGCUACAGAGUCCAUAUCAGGCAAAUUGGACGAGUGUUGGGCAGUGCAAGUGGUUGGACCUGCUGUGAAAAUUAUUAGAUCUUUCCUCAAUGAAGAUGAUAGGACAGAUUCUACUUUGGAUGGAGAAAGUAAAACUAUAAUGGGUACAGUCCAAAGGGACUUGUGGACUCAAUACACAUGCAAGGCCUGUGGAGAUAGGGUACUUAGAGGAGCACAUGAAUGGGAACAACAUAAACAGGGACGUGGGCAUCGAAAACGAAUUUCACGGCUCAGGAAGUCUCAAAGUUUCUCCUUAGUAGAGCAGCAUGAAGAACAUCUUAUUCUGUAACAUUUACUCUCCUAAAUAGGAUAAUGUUAUCGAUAAACUGCAUUCAUCCAAGGUAGCUUGCCUAGGAGGAUAACGUAAACCAUUGUAGUCUAAAAACACCUACUCUGUCCCUUUUAAAGGUUUUUACCUUUCCUGCCGGCCCUGAGAAUGAAAAUGCACGCUCUUUUUAUCACGGGAAUCUGAUGCAGCAGAUUUGGCUUUUAGUUUA